CUCCUGCCCCUUAAAGGGGCUGGGGAUUUUAAGCAAGCACCUCGUGUAGCGUUUGGCUCUCUCGUUCGCCCCCGCCUCUCAUACCUUCUAAGUCAAAGUGAGACGCGGGGUCCAGAAGUCUGGGAAAGCUGUAAGUCUGACUGCCUCCUUGGCAGGUAGUAGUGAGUUCUUGGUUUCUGGAGGUUUUUAAGCAAGGACUGGAAUUUGGCAGUGGUGUAGUAUAAGCACUUCCUAAGCUGUAUCUACUGUACUAGAUAAGCCCUUAAAAAAAAUCGUUGUAGCCCUGAAAAGCAUAAUGGUGCAGUAGAAGUUGUCUGGAGAACAUCCACCUUCAGUACAGAGCAGUCCGGCACUUUCAACUUAAAACUAAAAACGGAAAGAGUGGGCCAGUUUUCAGUAUCUGUGGCGUGAGGAUCACUGAAAUAAACCUGCAGACGUUUCACCUGGGCCGGGCAAGCAGUCUGUACUACCUGGUUCUCACGCUCUAGAUUUUUAUCCUCUAGAGCUCUUUGAGUACACGCCCCCUCCGCUACAAAGACAGUUGCGGUUCCUAAUGAAAGCACUUCCUUGUUGGCACUCAUAAACAAGAAAAUUUUGUCAAAUCUCCGUAGAAACGGUAGUUUGGGCCUGGAAACCCCAGGAGUACGUGUAGUUUUGCCACUUCUUAAGGACCUGGGGAGGACUCCAUUUCCCAAGAACUUGAUGGUGGUGAAGUGCUGGUUGUAAUUUAGAAAGACUGCCCUUCAGUGUUUUAAAAACACCGCUUGGCGUUGGCCUAAGAGCUGAGAGCCGGUCCGACGGGCUGGGAAGCCAUGGAAGCUGCUGGGAAAGAGGAAAUCAGUGUUGAAGAUGAAGCUGUGGAUAAAAACAUUUUCAAAGACUGCAGCAAGAUUGCUUUCUACAGGCGUCAGAAACAGCAGCUCUCCACAAAGUCCACCUAUCAGGCAUUACUAGACUCCGCCACAAAAGGCAAAGACAGCACCAAGUUCCAAAUCCUCAAUGAAGCAACUAAGCCUGUUUACAAGUUUUCACUAGAGACUACACUUCUAGCAGCAUCUCCAAGGAUGCAGGCAUAUCUCUGAGCACCUCCAUGAAGUUACCCCUUGCCUUUGCAUCUAAGCCGGAUGAAAAUGGGAUUUCACCCAGCCAGCCACAUCCUCAGCAGAUGAGGAAGAACUACAACUUGUUCGCCAGUACUGUUUCUGCAGAAGUGGCUGUGAACAGGCAGCUAAUUUGGGAAUAAUAAACCAACUGGCUGCAACAGUGGAAGGAGCAGUUAGUGUCAUACAGCACUUUAAUGAACUCUUAGACAAUCCUCUGGAUGCUGGAGGUCUUUUUUAUUUUUAUUUUUUUUUUCAGAGAAAGAGAGGAGUGGGGCUCACCUGAAGUGGGGUUCGAGCUCACCCGAUGUGGUACUCGCUCUCACGAACCUUGAGAUCAUGACCUGAGCCGAAGUCAGAUGCUUAACAACUGAGCCACCCAAGUACCCUGAAUUCUGGGAGGUCUUGAUCAACAACUGGGAGAGGUUGUUGUUCACUCUCGUAGGCCUUUUAGAUUAACUGUUCUUUAGAGUAUAGAGAAGACACCUGGUACCAGAGGAGAGGCAAGAUCUAUAUCCAUCAAGAAGAAGUUGAUGGAGUCAUAAUUUCCAUUCCUAAUACCCACUGCCAUUUAAAUAUGUGUUCUAUGGCAACAUGUUUAGUUUCCUUUACUAGCAGGUUUUGCUGUUCUGUUAACUCAGUCACAAUCUCUACUAGUUGUGAUUCCCAGUUGUGGGUAAAUAACAGGUUUUGUCUUAAUAUAAUUGUGAUCAGUCCACUACUUGAGUACAAAGACAGGGCUAUUCCUAGCACCAUAGUUUUUACAACCUGGUGGUAUUUUUAUCCCUGUGGCCAAACAAAACAAAACAAAAACAACUACAUAAAACUAGACUUAUGGAUGACAGACUAGCAGGUUUUGUUUUUACUAAGCAUAGAAUAAAUAGGAUAGGAAAAGAGGAUUUGUACUCUUUCCCAGACUAUGAGAAGUGAGUCUCUGAAUAAAGGUUUAUGAAAAACCAAAUAGAAGCUUGUAGUGCUAAAAGGAACCUCUAAAUGUACUCCUUUCUCUCAGGAUUUAUCUCAUGUUCUCUGUGUAGGUGGACAUUUGCACAUCUUAACUACUUUUAAGGAGCAAAAUCCAUGCUGUCUCAUUAUUUAAAAUGCUUAAUUAUAUAUUUCUUCACCUAUUUUGCAGUAAUCCAUCUUGCUGCAAUUUGAGUGUAACUGUUAGUGUAUUCUGAGUAUUAACACGCACUCCUAGUUUAAGCAAUCUAGCUUCUGUAAGUUAACAUACUUUUUCAUUGUAAUUUCCAAUCCUAAUAGGAAGAAGAGAUUCAAUAAUUAUUUGUGUAUUACUUUUUCACCAAUGUCCAAGCAGAAGAAGAGAGGAAUGUAUACAAAUUCUUAAUGUAUUAGAUAGAAGAACAUAACAUUCAUGUCCCCACUUUUUGACACAGCAAGGUUUUGGUGGGAGAACUGAAAAAUAACUGGCAAUUGAGAAACCCAGAGAAGUGGUUUUUAAACUGUCAACCACAGAGCCCAGGUUUCCAUGGAGUUGUCUCAAAGUUCAGUUCAGGGAGGGGCUCAAAGGCAGGGGCACUGAGUCUCCCCACUGUCUUUAACCCAAGUAGCUUUAUUUAUUGCACUAUUAAAAAUCUGCUGCUAUUAAAAAAUUUUUUUAAGUCAAUAAAAACAGCAUGAGCCAGAUCAUAGAAGCAAAGCAUACUAAUGUCUAAGGAGAUUAUAUGCUUGGACCAUGAGAGCUAUGGUGGUAAUAGUAGGAGGUUUGAAUGAAUCUGAAUACCUUGAAAAGGAUUACCUAUUGGAAAAAACCACUUGCUUAAUUGAGCUAAAAUGAAAACAAAAUGGAGCUUUGACUCUGAUUCAUAUGUUUGGUUGUAUAAGGUCAUUAGAAUAAAAGCAGGGUUAUUAUCUGCCUCCUCAUAUAAUUAGGAUUCUUUCUGAGCUGCAGCCUCAAGAACAGAACAUGCAGACCAGUCUUUGGUUUAAAAAAAAAAAUUGUUUUUAAAGACAGUUAUUUCACUAUAACUGGGAAGAUCUCUGAGUGCAUAAACUAGGUGCAAUUUGUUCAUCAUAUGUAGGCAACCUGUGUGCCCUCUGCUUAGGAUGUGCUUGCUCAUUCUGCCUACCCAGAGACCAGCUAAUCUCUGAAGGUCCUGCUCCCCCAGAGACAGCCCAGAACCCCUUUCCUUACAGUCAUCACUAAUAUUCUCUCUCCUUGUUCUCCCACAGCACUGUCCUUGUCCUUCCAUCUCAGCACCUAUAAAAUGCUUUAUGUUUACUAUGUGUUUUAUCUGUAAAUUGCAGUCUUCCUCUAAGAGUUUAGUCAUCUUUUUCACAGCACAUCACAAUAUUAGAUGCCAAAUAAAUGUUAAAUUUGAGAGAACAAUGGAAAUGUAUGUCUCGCUUCGGAGACAAUACAUAAUCUAACAGAAUUUCAGCUUUAUUUGUAUUUGGACACAUUUUUAAAUCUUAGAAUUCUGAUGGCACACUUGAAGUAAUUAAAUUUACAAAAGAAUGUUAAACAUACAAUGAAUAAUUACAGUAUGAUUGAGGCAGGGGAAGGGCAAUGUUGGUCAAAGAGUAUAAACUUCCAGCUAAACAAAAUGAGUAAGAUCUAAGGAUUCUAUUGUACAGCAUAGUGACUAUAACUGAUAAUACUCUGUUAUAUACUUGAAUGUUGCUCAGAGAGUAGAUCUUAAAUGUUCUCAUCACAAAAAGGAAAUGGUAAUUAUGUGAUAUGAUGCAGUUGUUAGCUAAUGCUAUGGUGGUAAUCAUUUUGCAAUAUAUAAGUAUCAAAUCAAUAUGAUGUACACCUUAAAUUUGUACAUUAUGUCAAUUUUAUUUAAAUAAAGCUAGAAAAAAUAAUUACACUGCUACUCUACUAUAAUCCUACUUUAUUUUUUAAAAUUUUUUAUGACAUUCAUUUUUGAGCAACAAAGAGCACACGAGCAGGGAGGGGCAGAGAGAGAGGGAGACAUAGAAUCCGAAGCAGGUUCCAGGCUCCAAGCUGUCAGCACAGAGCCCAACAUGGGGCUCAGACUCAUGGACCGUGAGAUCAUGACCUGAGCUGAAGUCAGACGAUCAACUGACUGAGCCACCCAGGCACCCCUACUAUAACCCUACUUUAAGAAUUAUCUGUAAAAGGAGCCAGAGCCACUGCACUAUUUACGUGGUCACUCUUUUAAGUGUCGGGUCACUACGUAAGUGCCCUGACUACUUUUCUACAUUGCCAAAGAGGCAAAGUUCCAAUAAUAUCAUUAUUUUAAUGCUGUGAUGUUCUCCCUGCUUCCAAUUUUACUUGUACCACAUUGACCCUGUUCUACACUAUGUCACACAGCCUGCCCUCCUUAGCCUUUGAUUUAACAGAUGUUACAGUAACAGUACAUGUACCCAGUUGUAACCAGAAUCUGGCAUCACAUGAAGGAUUUAAUGAAGGAUUUGCUAUCAACCACUGCGGCAUGGCACAGCAAUUGAAAACUGUCAAAAUAUUUUUCUGAUCAAGCUUUUUGGGAAAGAUUGUGGCUCUGUGUUGGAGUCGCUUGCUCUCACUCAGGAUUCCAAAUAAUAUGAUCUGGGGAAAGAGGAGGGGCUUCACCUAACAUUGGCAGUUGAUACUUUAUGCUUUGGGGAACUUUAUUUGGCGGGAACUGUUUGUAAAGUGAAUGAUAAGUGCUAUUUUUGUAAGAUAAGCAUGCAGGUUUGGAAGCUUGGGCACAUUUGACCCAUUUUAAAAACUGCCAUUUAGAGUAAAUCAAAGGGGAACAAUAGGUUAGAAAAGCAAAUUCUCAGGCAUAGCCCUAGACCCAUACCUUGAGAAUCAGUAGAAUAAUAGAAUGUUCUGUAGGACAGGUGCCCAUUGAAAUUUCUAAGGAAUCACAGAAGGCAUUGGAAAUGGGCAGGUCCAUUAAAAUUCCCAAAGACUCCAGAAUGCCUAUGAGAAGAAAACUUGUCAUAACAAAAACUGAGAUACUACUUGGCCUUUUCUACCAUUCUCAAGUAAACUGGAUUUUUAAACUACAUAACUAAAUGGGAAACAGAAGCCCAUGAGAUCCUAGAAGUAUUUUUUAUUAAAGAUCAAUGUCUGUUUCUAAUGGACUUCUAAAUUAUAAUAAAGAUGACUUCAUAUUAAAAAAUACAUAUUUCUCUGAUCUACAUGCUUCAUUUUGUAACCUAAAUCUGGCCAUUUCUAUUUUCUUGGGGUUCGUUGUUGUUUUGUAUUUUAUUUCUCAAAUAUUGUAGUCUAAAUAAUUCUAUGUUGCUUCCAUGUCACACUAUGGGCAAAAUUUUACUUAACUUCCCCUGCCUCUUAAGAAAGCUGAGAACAUCCCAACCUCUAGAGAAAAUUCCCCAGGCCCUAUUCCCAGGUGUACAGGAAGUGCCUUGAUUAAAAUCAAGCAGCAAGCCUCAGGCAUCUAUCCUAAGGAACCCCAAUGACCAUUAUUUUAUUCUCUAUUCCUUUCCAUUCUGUGGUUGGUUAUCCUUCAUCUUUUAUUCAGCUGGAAUCCAGUUACCCUAGUUUUAAUACCAAACCCUUACUCUAAGACACCUGCAGUUUAUCAUAGAUAAAGUGGCCGCAUGUCCCAGUUUUCCAAAAACAGUUUCAGCUCAUGCCUAUCAUUCAGUGUAAUUAUUAAUAGAGAUCUCUCAUUUUUAAAGGUCCUGGUCUGGACAAUUAUAGGUUUGCCUUGCCAUAGAACACAUAGAAUGAAGGGCACCUGGGUGGCUCAGUCAGUUAAGCAUCCAACUUCAGCUCAGGUCAUGAUCUCACGGUUUCGUGAGUUCGAGUCCCACGACGGGCUCUGUGCUGACAGCUCUGAGCCUGGAGUCUGCUUCGGAUUCUGUGUCUCAGUCUCUCUCUGCCCCUCCCCCACUUGUGCUCUUUCUCUCAAAAAUAAAUAAAUGUAAAAAAAAAUUUUUUUAAGAACACAUAUAAUGUGUUUUUUGCUGUACCACAAGUGUAGCCAAACAAGUAAAUACAAAGAUUGGGGAGCUAUUUCCUUCAUGAUUCCCAUUGUCUCCAGUUUACUUGGCCUAUAAUAAUUCAAACGUAGUUUCUAAUUAUUGUAAUUUGACUCAAGAACUGGCCAUCACUGGUGUAAUAACCUGUUAAAACUAAUCUCGUGUCUGU
Acinonyx jubatus (cheetah) is the source of this 6192-nucleotide messenger RNA. It is a transcript of the gene GANC, whose product is annotated as glucosidase alpha, neutral C. The record is from RefSeq and is a predicted model, not a curated record. NCBI's taxonomy places the organism in Eukaryota, Metazoa, Chordata, Mammalia, Carnivora, Felidae. Bases 813 to 1082 code for a protein of 89 amino acids. Gene Ontology annotation, biological process: carbohydrate metabolic process; N-glycan processing. The transcript has 4 exons. Gene Ontology annotation, molecular function: carbohydrate binding; alpha-1,4-glucosidase activity.